Molecule: messenger RNA, 2672 nt
Organism: Crotalus tigris (Tiger rattlesnake)
Lineage: Eukaryota; Metazoa; Chordata; Lepidosauria; Squamata; Viperidae
Gene: CEP57
Product: centrosomal protein 57
Exons: 11
Coding region: 137-1588 (483 amino acids)
Cellular component (GO): centrosome
Molecular function (GO): microtubule binding; gamma-tubulin binding; identical protein binding
Source: RefSeq, a predicted model, not a curated record
UCCACCUCGCCGCGCGACGUCACGUUCAAUCCGACCAAUCAAGAAAUCGAAGGGGCUCCGGAGCGCUCUCUGUCUCUCAUUGGUCUUCUGAGGCGCUCUUCUGAAGUUUUGAGGGCUUUUUCCUUCCAACCGUCUCAUGACUGCGAUUGCGCAGAAGAGAGCGGAGGGCACCCUCCAUGCAAGUCACACGUCGACAUCAUACACCGAUGGGUUUUCAGCAGCUUCCUUCUCUGAGUACCCCAGGCACAAACCAUUCAUUAAUGCUGACCUAUGCCGAUCCCCCGCCAAGCCGGUAAUUGCCUAUCCAGAGAGUAACAGCAAAGCCAUAUUUUCGGCUCUGAAGAACCUGCAGGAGAAAAUACGUCGGCUGGAGCUAGAAAGGAUCCAAGCAGAAGAGAAUGUGAAAAGCCUGACCAGGGAGACCUCAGAUUAUAAAAAAGUUCUAAGUGAGCAGUUGCUGGAAAAAGAACAGUCGAAGUUGCAAGUGUUCAAGAAAAAUGAUGAGUUGGCAGCACAACUGGCAGCAGCCGAGACUCGCUGUGUACUUCUGGAGAAACAGCUGGAAUACAUGAAGGAAAUGAUAGCACAGGCAGAACUUGAAAAGACGACCGUCUUGGAGAAACAGGCCACAUUGGAAAAAGAGAGGAAUGUCGAUCACUCUCAUGUGAAGUCCAAGUUCGAAAGGUUGGAUCUGCUUGAGAAAGAAUACACACGGCUUACAUCAAUGCAGUCUCUUGCAGAGAAAAAAAUGGAAGAAUUGGAAGAGAAGCUCCAGGAGGAAGAACGUGCUAGGAAGCUGGUACAGGAAAAAGCUGCUGAGCUUCAAACAGGAUUGGAGACCAAUAGAAGGUUGCUUCAGGCCCAGGCCCAGCCAGCACCAGUCUUGAUGCCUUCAAAGCCCAAAAAGAUGAAAAAAAAAUCAAAGCAGUUGGACAAGGCUGACUCAGGAAUGACCCACUUCCACUCCCAGCCCCACUACAGGCUACGACUGGGCGAUGUGCCGUUUGUGGCAGGGAAGUCUACCAGCCCAAGCCACUCGGUCACAGCCAACGUGCAGCAUGUGCUCCACCUCAUGAAGCAGCAUUCAAAAGCCCUCUGCAACAACCGCGUGAUCAGCGAAGCCCCGAUGAGCAAGCAGAUGAACAGGGGCAGGAGAUCAUCUACGUCAUCCCUUUCUUCCACGUCCCAAGGAGACCUUUCUGAGGUGCUUCUGACAUUACAAGAUGAGCUCGGGCAAAUGAGUUUCCAACACCAGCAUUUGGCAAAACUCAUCCAUGAAGCUUCAACGAUUGCCUUAAGGGGAGACUUGGAGAAGGAUUUGGAAGUGCUUGUGAAAAAGAUGGAAGCCAAGGCUGAACAAAUCAGUAAAAUCCAGAGGCAUCGGGCACGGCUGGAGAAGCUCAAGGUCAACAAGAACAAGCAGCACUGCGCUCGGGAUUCCAGUAAAGUGGACGAAGACAAGAAGGCGAACCAGGGCGGUCUGAAGAGAAAGCCCAGUGGGCAGAGUAAGAAGAGCCUUCAGCUUCUGAGAGACAUGCAAAGCAUACAGUCCUCCCUUCAGAAGGAUGACGUCAGUUGGGAUUGCUGACCUGUCUUCCCCGUGUGGUGGUGAGGUUUUGAGGGGUUUGCACCUUUUAUCAUUAUGGCUGCAGCGGCCUAACCAGCUACAGUGCUGGAUGAAAGACAAUACCAGAGUGGCACCUUCUAAACAAAAAGGCUUCUCCUAUUCUACCUGUAUGCCUGAUCAUGUUACCACCGUGAGGGGAGCUGGGGAUGGGUAGAGAGAGAGAGAAAAAAAAAAAUAAGCCUCCCUUUAUUAUUUCAUUGCUAAACCUCACAUUGGUACCAGUGAUGGUUAUUCUGCUACAAAACAUAAUCCUUGCCCUACGGUUCUGCUUCUGACAAUUAAUUGUCUUCCUUGCUUGGGACAACUUCCUUCUAUGAGUGGAGAAAGUAGGAUUUUUUUUUUUAAAUUCAUUCGGAGAGUUGAAGGUCAACAGGGAAAAGCAUCAGAAUUAAAUUUGUUUUGCCGAAUUUUUUUGACUGCUUUAUAAACACACAGUGACUUUGAACGGAGCAACGGUAUGGAGCCCUGUGUCACUUUUGACUCUUUUCAAGGUCUCAUAAGCAGCUUUUUCUUUAAAAAGAAUCAGCUCUUCCUUCUCAGCAUGGCGAGCUCACGUUUUGAUGUUUGAGCAAUGAUGCCCGUUUUGAAAUAUGGAAAUUAUGCACAGAGGUGAGAAGGUUUUCUUUGGCAUUCAAUUAAACACCAUUUAAAAAAAACAAAUUUUAUAUCCAUUUUAGCCAUGGAAUUGACAUGAUGUGGUUUCGGAAUGAAACUGAAUUGCCAAGUUAAUUUUAUCUCAUUUCUACUGUUUUGCUGAAAAGCAGGAGGUUAAUAUAUGUAUUUUUUUUUCCCCAAAAAAAUAAAUGGUGCCUUCGAUCAUGCUGUUUAAUACUGGCAGGCAGCUUUUUAAAAACUAAUAUUCCCUAGACUAGAGGAUCAGGUGGUGGUUCUGGUACUAGGCAAUUUUAAUGUACAUGCAACAAUAUUAUUUAUUAUAUUAAUAAUGUAAAGGCUUUCCGAAGAUUGGACUGUAGUAGUAACUCAAAAUGGCUUGUGUUUUUUGAGAUCGUAUUUGGACUGCAAUAAAGGCAAAUGGAAUAAAUUA